This is a messenger RNA of Chenopodium quinoa (quinoa), 744 nucleotides long. RefSeq lists its product as uncharacterized. The transcript has 3 exons. The coding region runs from base 1 to 744 and encodes 247 amino acids. Gene Ontology annotation, molecular function: nucleic acid binding. The record is from RefSeq and is a predicted model, not a curated record. Lineage: Eukaryota; Viridiplantae; Streptophyta; Magnoliopsida; Caryophyllales; Amaranthaceae.
AUGGAAGAGGAGUUUGAUGAAUUUUUCAACAUCAACCAACUGCUCAUGGAGCAGAACACAGACAUGCAAGAGGAUUCCAACAGUUCAAAUUCAAUGUCAGACUCAACUGAAUCAACAAAUCAGCAACAAACUGAAUCAAUAGAGACAAGGGACUCAGAGUUAGAGGCAGAUGAGGAACAACAUGUACCAAACAAUGCAAGGCAAAGCAGAGCGUUGAACAUCCAAGAAAAAAGGCAGAUAGUUAAUGAUAUCAUGCUCAAUGUGGAAGGGGACUCACUUCCAAGAGGAGUUCUGUCCAUUGGCAAGAAAACAUGGUGCAACGAGGGGGAUGUUGUGGAUGUCAGGAGCAAAAAAUUAGGCAAGAUAGGUAGAAAGCCUAAGGAAUACUCUGAUGAGUGGCUUAUGUCUGUGCCUCUGUACAAGAGAACCACAAACAGAAGUUAUGGUGCAGCUCUUAAUGUCCAUCAUGUCAUCAUACACAGGUUAAAGAAAAAGGGAAGACUUAGGUCUGUCACAGUAACCAAUCACUCAACAUUAAGUGAUAAUUACAAGUUAGCAAGGCUAAAAUGGGUGCUUCAGCACAUUAAUCCUGUUCCAAGUGAGGGAGACCCAACAUUUGGGGAUAUGCAAUACUACAUCCACAUUGAUGAGAAGUGGUUCUAUCUGAACCCAAAGACAAGGACCUUUUAUCUAACACCAAACGAAGAGGUACCAGUGGCGGAUCCAGGAUUUUCGAACUUAUGA